Molecule: messenger RNA, 330 nt
Organism: Passer montanus (Eurasian tree sparrow)
Lineage: Eukaryota; Metazoa; Chordata; Aves; Passeriformes; Passeridae
Product: parvalbumin beta-like
Exons: 4
Coding region: 1-330 (109 amino acids)
Cellular component (GO): cytoplasm; nucleus
Molecular function (GO): calcium ion binding
Source: RefSeq, a predicted model, not a curated record
AUGGCUCUUUCCAGUAUCCUGACGGAAGCUGAAAUUGCUGCUGGUCUACAGAGCUGUCAAGCUGCUGAUUCAUUUGAUUACAAAACCUUUUUUGUCAAAGUGGGUCUCAACUCCAAGUCCAAAGACCAAGUUGCCAAAGUCUUCGGAAUUCUAGACCAGGACAGGAGUGGCUUUAUUGAGGAAGAGGAACUGAAACUUUUCCUGAAGAAUUUCUCAGCCAGUGCCAGAGCUUUGACUGAUGCUGAGACCAAGGCAUUCCUGGCAGCAGGGGACAGCGAUGGAGAUGGCAAAAUUGGAGUGGAUGAGUUUCAAGCACUGGUCAAAUCGUAA